GAGAAGUAUGAAGUUUAACACAGUCUUCUGUGUGGCUGGAGCCAUACUGCUCAACAUAGCAGGCUGUCUGGGUCAAUUAGAUGUAUGUGGCGAAGCCGCCCUCAACACCAGGAUUAUUGGAGGGCAGAAUGCGACAGCAGGGUCUUGGCCGUGGCAAGCCAGCAUUCAGAAUGCGUCCUCUGGACGCUAUUUGUGCAGUGGGACUCUAAUCAGUAAAGAAUGGGUUUUGUCUCUAGCUGACUGCUUCAUAGACAUCCCUGCGUCUAACCUUCUGGUGUACUUGGGACGUCUGACCCAAAAUGGUUCAAACCCACAUGAGACAUCCAGGACAGUGAUCAAAGUCAUCAAACAUCCUAAAUAUAACAGUCUUGACCAAAAACUAGCACUGCUCCAGCUCUCUUCACCUGUGACAUUCACUGAUUACAUUAAGCCAGUGUGUCUGGCUGCUGCUGGUAGUGUAUUUGUUGAUGGUACAGAGAGUUGGGUCACUGGAUGGGGCACGAUUAGUAAUAAAGUACUCAAGUUUCCUGACAUACUGCAGGAGCUGGAGACCCCUAUUGUGAACAACUUUGAAUGUGAUGCUGCCUAUGGAGGCAUCAUUACAAACAACUUGAUAUGUGCUGGAUUUUUAAAUGAGGGAGGGAAAAGCCCCAUGUGUGGGAGAUGGUGGAAGUCCACUGGUCAGUAGGCAGGGCUCCAAGUGGAUUCAGUCCGGAGUUGCAGUCUAUUCGGGAUGUGGUCUACCCGAAUAUCCUGCUGUAUACAUCAGAGUGUCUGAAUAUCAGGACUGGAUCAGCUAUUACACAAACAGCAGCAUGCCUGGAUUUGUCCCAUUCCCCCUUAUUCUUUAUAUCGGAGAUGGAGCCUCAAUCAUCCUCUUCUCAUUUUCCCUUGCUCUCGCAUUCUCCAUCAUUCCUCUCAUCUUCUUUCAUGUUUUUUAAAGAUUGUGUGAGUCAUGAUCACUUUAUUGAUAUGGUUCUGUAAUGAUACAAAUGAUACACAUACAUAGGUGAAAUAGGUGUUUCUUUUUGUAAUAUCUUCUUUGAUAGAAACUUUCGUAUUGAUUAGAUUCUGGGAUAAUAAUUAUGUUUAUAAUAAAACACAUAAAACUUUGAUAUAGUUCAGCAUUCUCUUAAAAAAGAACAUUUACUGACAGGAUUCAUUACAAAUGCACUGCAUUAAAUUUUAUUCAAAUAAAUAGCACCUGUUACAAUGUGAUCAUAUAUAUUUUCCUGUAUUUUCCUUGAACUAAUCAUUUACUAUGUUAAAUAAACAAAAUACAAAUG
Molecule: messenger RNA, 1286 nt
Organism: Ctenopharyngodon idella (grass carp)
Lineage: Eukaryota; Metazoa; Chordata; Actinopteri; Cypriniformes; Xenocyprididae
Product: serine protease 27-like
Exons: 6
Coding region: 8-688 (226 amino acids)
Biological process (GO): proteolysis
Molecular function (GO): serine-type endopeptidase activity
Source: RefSeq, a predicted model, not a curated record